This is a messenger RNA of Centropristis striata (black sea bass), 937 nucleotides long. Its product is annotated as galactose-specific lectin nattectin-like. The transcript has a single exon. Gene Ontology annotation, molecular function: signaling receptor activity. NCBI's taxonomy places the organism in Eukaryota, Metazoa, Chordata, Actinopteri, Perciformes, Serranidae. The record is from RefSeq and is a predicted model, not a curated record. The coding region runs from base 33 to 668 and encodes 211 amino acids.
UGUGUACAAGUGAAGUUGUUGUGGCCAAUGAUAUGACACCAACAGAGGGAAAAAACCUGCACACACCCUCUCUGGAGCAUAUAAAGGUGGCCUUUCAACUGUUCUUUUCUAAAAGAUUCCUGAAAACAUCCACCAGUGCUGAUCAUUUCAAAGACUUCUACAGAGACUCUGACAUCAACAUGCUCUUGUUCCUCUUCUUGUUUGGGCUGGCUCUGGGUGCUGAGCCUCCUUCAGAAGACCAGCAAGUGAAGCUUCAGCGUGCUAACUGUCCCAUGUUCUGGUACAGCUUCAACGGCCGCUGCUACAAGUACGUCGCCACACGAAUGAGCUGGGCUGAUGCAGAGCUCCACUGUGUGUCACAGAGAGCCAACCUGGUGUCUAUCCACAGUAGGGAUGAAAACAAUUUCGUCAAAUCCCUGAUCAAGAACUUUGAUCCUGUUGAGGGACGCACCUGGAUCGGACUCAGUGACAUCCACAAAGAAGGCAGGUGGAUGUGGUCUGAUGGGUCUGUGGUCAACUUUCUCCUGUGGAAUGCAGGACAGCCAGACAAUGCUGGAGGAAAUGAACACUGCGGACACAAAAACUUUGGGGCAGCUUUAAAAUGGAAUGACUUGCCGUGCUCUCAUACUAAUACUUUUGUUUGUGCGUAUAAGCCGAAUUGUACAUAGCAACUGAUGUUCGUCACAUUCAGAUCAGUGGCAGUCUGCCUGUUGCUCUGUAAUAAUGUGCUAAGCCUCCUUAAAGAUACAGAUGUGUGAGUGUAUGUACAGUCUUAAUUUGUGAAUAAACUCUCAAAUAAAAGCAAAUUGUUUAUUAUAUGAUUAUAACAUUGUUAUUUAUUUUACACAAGUCCUGGACUCCCAUCAAAAGAUUUUGUUUGUGAUAUGAUCAAGUCACUUACUUAGUAAGUUACCGUACACAACAGGACGUAGUUAUG